AUGAACACGGAAGGCAACAAGGUGUACCCCGGCGUCCAGCAGCCUAAUCAACCCACCGUAGUCGUGAUAAACCAGGGAGAGGACCCGAACGCCGACUACCGCAUCCCCGGAGGAGUCUGCCCCGGCGCAUUUAUGAUCGUCAUUGCCAUCGUCAACUUGAUCGUGUUCGUAGUAGUGGGGGUGCUCACGACGGUGGUUUGGGACACCCAAGCCAUUGCUGCAUUCAUCCUCUACUUGAUUGUUGGGGCUCUUGCUGCUGGGGGUGGAGCUAGAAAACAGGACAACAAGGGCUGUGCGAUCGCCUGUCUUAUUUUCGCCAUCUUCUGUCUUAUCUGCGCUUUCGUUCAGGUUAUCGUCAAGGGCCUUGGGGUUGCUGCUGGUGGAUUGGUGAUGGCUGUAGGUCAACAAGUUAUUGGCGCAGUCAUUUUCUACACCAAUAUUGCUCUCCUUGUACUGGCCUUUAUAGCCCUGGCUUUGUCCAUCACGCUCAUCGUCCUCCCGAGCAAAGUCCUCUGCUGCCGGAAACCCUCAGGUGGUGCAGUGAUUAUGCACAACAAUGGAGUGCAAAACGCCGGCCACACACAAGUCAUCCAGUAUUGAAUGCAUUGAACAAGACUUUAUAAGGACAUUGAGAACUGGAAUUUUUGAACACGGAUGAUUACACCACAUGGG
This is a messenger RNA of Lineus longissimus, 672 nucleotides long. RefSeq lists its product as uncharacterized. The record is from RefSeq and is a predicted model, not a curated record. The coding region runs from base 1 to 600 and encodes 199 amino acids. Lineage: Eukaryota; Metazoa; Nemertea; Pilidiophora; Heteronemertea; Lineidae. The transcript is spliced from 3 exons.